AUGAAUCAGGAAGCUUAGUACACAACAGAAUUUGGAGGAAUUUCAUCUUUGUUUAUUAUUGUUGUAGUAAUUUUAUUCUUCUUUUCUAACAUUUUGGACUUUUUUGCUAAGUCUCAAGUAUUUACAGAUGAUGAAACCUUAAUUUCAAAUGAUCCGUAAUUGCUUGAACUUAAUUCAGACAAUUAUAUGUUAGCUGUCUCCAUAGAGUAGACUAAUUAUUCUUAGAAUCCUUUCUUUAAUAUUUCAAUAGAGUAAAGGUAACUGGUUUAGUUAUUCAAGAUAAUAUGACAGAGAUGCAAAUGGAGAAUUAAAGAAGACGAUAACUUAUAUUUAACUUUAAGAAUGUAGAUUUGAUUAAUUUGAUAAAGUGUUCUCAAAACAAGGAAUUAAUUUCACGGAAUAAUUCAAUACUCUUGGAUUAAAAAAUUGGUUAUGCCCUAAGUAAUAAUCAAAAUUUCUACUUUAGAGAUGAUUUUAAGAUCCUGCUCAAAGGAACAUAUUCGAGCGAUUAAUUUUCAUUUAUCAAACUUGUUGUAAAAGAAUGCGAAAAUUCAAAUUCACAAAAUUAAGCCUGGAAUCCCAUCUGUGCUAACGAAUAAGUCAAACAGUAAUACCUGAAUAAAGAAGGAUAAUUUAAACUCUAACUUUACUAGAUUAAUACAAUAAUCAAUCUGAACAAACCUUAAAACUACUUAACACAAUUUUUAGAUAGCGACAUGUACUUUACUUUUGUUCCAAAAAAACUUUCUAGAUAAGCUAAUAUUUAUUUCAGAGAAUCUAAAAUUAUCAAUGAUAAUAGUCUUUUACCCUACAAGUAACAAUUAUAUAUAUCAUCAAGAGACUAUGCAGAAACAACAGCAAUUGUUAGGAAGAACGAAGAUUUUCGUGACUUAACAGAAUUAGGAAGAGAUACAGAUGAUCAAUACGCUAUUGUAUAUAUGAGAAGAAGCUAAUUCACUCAAAUAGUCUAUAGGAAGUUUCUAAAAUUAGGAGAAUUGUUAUCAUAUCUUGGAGGAGUAGUAUAGAUAAUGAGAUUGUUAUUUGGUAUCGUUAUAGUGUUUUGCAAUCGAUAAUUAAGUAUUAUAUUCAUCUUAGUUAGUGUUAAUUGAACUGUCUAAUAAACUGUAUGAUUUUAAAGAAAUCAAGCAAAAAAGAGCUGAACAACUCUCUCCUCCCUAAAUCACAGGGAGUAUACCAUAAGAUACUGCAAGGUCUAAAUAUAUUGAAGAUUAAUUGAAUUCUCCAGACCCAGAUGUUAUCUUAGAUGUUAGGAAUGACGUAUCCUUGUGUCCAAGUACAACUAAUAUCAAAAAUGCUAUCGAUAAGAUCUUAGAUGAAUCUAAUCCUAUCAGAUUUUCAUUUAAAUUGUUUCUAAACAAACUUACAUGUGGCUUCAUGUUCAAAGAUAGGAAUGCCAUACUUCUAGAGAAAGCGAUCGAUAGAAUGAAUUAGGAUUUAGAUCUACAUAGUAUCUUAUAUAGAAUUCAAGAAAUAAGCAAAAUUAAGAAAUUACUGUUCAAUGAAUAGCAGAUGAUCUUAUUUAAUUUUACACCAAAACCGCAGAUAUCUUUAAAUAGCAAUAGUAGAGUUCCUUCUCGCUUGUUGAUACAUGAUUCCAAAAUCAGCAAUUUAAAGAGAUAAAAUAAUUUAGACAUCAAAGAAUAAGAUAAAAUUUCGUGUAUGCUUUUGAAUGUACUAUCUUUAAUUAUAAUAGGCUUAUGUUUUAGUUAAGGAUGAAAUCCCAGUUGAAUAAUAGAGCAAUUGCUCGUUGAAAAUCAACCAAAAGUUAAUUGAAUUGAUGAUUCAAGAAACGAAAGAUGCUGACGUUUCUUAUAAGCAUUUAACCUAGACUCCGAAAAAACCUUUCAUUUCCUUUAAGUUUUAGAUGAAUGACUAAUAGAAUGAUUAGGAAUAAAUAAAUGAAAACAAUAUAGACAAUCCAAUCAUUAAUGGAUAAUAAUGA
Molecule: messenger RNA, 1963 nt
Organism: Paramecium octaurelia
Lineage: Eukaryota; Ciliophora; Oligohymenophorea; Peniculida; Parameciidae
Source: the annotation of a GenBank genome assembly